Molecule: messenger RNA, 5072 nt
Organism: Planococcus citri (citrus mealybug)
Lineage: Eukaryota; Metazoa; Arthropoda; Insecta; Hemiptera; Pseudococcidae
Gene: Cul1
Product: cullin 1
Exons: 2
Coding region: 273-2588 (771 amino acids)
Biological process (GO): protein ubiquitination; SCF-dependent proteasomal ubiquitin-dependent protein catabolic process
Cellular component (GO): SCF ubiquitin ligase complex
Molecular function (GO): protein-macromolecule adaptor activity; ubiquitin protein ligase binding
Source: RefSeq, a predicted model, not a curated record
AUUUCCCGUUUUUUUCUUUGUCAUUUGAGAAAGUUGAAAGUAAGAAAAGAUUUCAUAAAUUUUAUUUGUUUAAUUAAUAUCAGUAAAAGUUCGCGAAUAAUUUACGUCCUUUUGUCGUACAGUUCGUAUGUGGUAUCGAAAUUUCGUUGAAUAUAGUUUCCCCAUCGUGUAAUCAAUUCGUAUCAUCAAUCAGUUAGUGAUAAACAUUGAUGGAUAUCAUCUUCAGCUGUUUCCUUUAGUUAACCAGUUUCCACAAGAAGAGUGAAGCUAAAAUGUCGCACAGCAAGAAAGAUUCGAACGCUGGGAUCAAGCAUAAUGUCGACCUGGACAAUAUUUGGGGCGAUUUGAAGACUGGGAUUGAACACGUUUACAAACGACAAGCUAUGCCUAAACCGCGUUAUAUGCAGUUAUAUACUCACGUGUAUGAUUACUGUACCAAUGGACAUCAGAGUUCCAGCAGAAAUGCACCAGCCAGUAGUAAGAACAAAAAGAACAACAUUGCCAGCGGGGCUGAACUUGUUGGCCUCGAAUUAUACAAACGAUUAAGGGAAUUCUUGCGUAAUUAUUUGAUUAAUUUGCUGAAAGACGGUAUCGAUCUCAUGGAUGAAGAUGUGCUGCAAUUCUACACCAAACAAUGGGAAGAAUAUCAAUUCAGCUCGAAAGUAUUGAACGGUGUUUGCGCCUAUCUUAAUCGUCACUGGGUAAGAAGAGAAUGCGAAGGCGGUGGCAAAGGUAUAUACGAAAUAUAUCAAUUAGCAUUGGUUACGUGGCGCGAUAAUCUGUUCAAACAGUUGAAUAAGCAGGUCACUAACGCAGUUUUAAAAUUAAUCGAACGAGAACGUAAUGGCGAAUCGAUCAAUACGCGAUUAGUCAGCGGAGUCAUAAACUGCUACGUAGAAUUAGGAUUAAACGAAGAAGAUCCUAAUGCUAAAGGUCAAAAUUUAUUCGUCUAUAAAGAAUCUUUCGAAGAUUUAUUCCUCAUUGACACCGAACGGUUUUACGUCAACGAAAGUACCGAAUUCCUGAAACACAAUCCGGUUACCGAAUACAUGAAGAAAGCUGACCAACGCUUACAAGAAGAAAGACGUCGAGUUCAGCUAUACUUACACGAAACUACGAUGGAUAGAUUGAAUGAAACUUGUGAAAGGGUGCUGAUCAAGAAACACUUGGAUAUAUUCUACGCCGAGUUUCAGAAUUUAUUGGAAACCGAUAAAAAUGACGAUUUAGCUAGAAUGUAUUUGUUGGUUUCGCGCGUCCAAGAUGGCCUCAUUGAACUGAGAUGUUUACUUGAAAAACACAUCGUACAGCAAGGUGUAGAUGCGAUAGAUCGAUGCGGCGAGGCCGCCAUGAAUGAUCCUAAAGUAUACGUAAAUGCCACUCUGGAAGUUCAUAAAAAAUACAACGCCCUCGUUGUUAAAUCAUUUAAUAACGAUUCCGGAUUUGUGGCCGCUUUAGAUAAAGCUUGCGGUCGAUUUAUCAAUAACAACUCAGUCACUAUUCAAACAAAUUCUAGCUCUAAAUCGCCCGAACUGCUGGCGAAAUUUUGCGAUCUCUUGCUGAGGAAAUCUAGUAAAAACCCCGAAGAAGCCGAAUUAGAAGACACCCUCAAUCAAGUCAUGGUUAUGUUUAAGUAUAUCGAAGACAAAGACGUCUUUCAAAAAUUCUACAGCAAGAUGUUAGCUAAACGGUUGGUACAGCACAUGUCGGCCAGCGAUGACGCGGAAGCUUCAAUGAUCUCAAAAUUGAAACAAGCCUGUGGUUUCGAAUACACUUCGAAAUUACAACGAAUGUUCCAAGAUAUCGGAGUGUCGAAGGAUCUGAACGAAUCGUUUAGAAAACACUUGGCCAACUCGAACGAACCUUUGGAUAUCGAUUUCAGUAUUCAAGUGCUAUCUUCGGGCUCCUGGCCCUGGACUAAUUCGUUAAAUUUUUCAUUACCUACAGAAUUAGAGAAAAGUAUUCAUCGAUUUACUUCAUUCUACAGCGCUCAGCAUUCUGGUCGAAAGUUAAACUGGUUGUAUCAAAUGUCCAAAGGCGAACUGGUGACGAAUUGUUUCCGAAAUCGAUACACUUUACAAGCGUCCACCUUCCAAAUGGCCGUUUUAUUACAAUUCAAUCUGUCUGAAGUCUGGACCAUUAGUCAGUUAGUAGAUUCUACGCAAAUUAAACCCGAUUUCUUAAUACAAGUUUUACAAAUCUUAGUCAAGUUAAAAUUACUGCAAAGCUCCGACGAUGAAGCAGAUCUCAGUCCGUCUUCGGUAAUUUCGUUAUGUACCGGUUUCAAAAAUAAGAAAUUCCGAGUCAAUAUCAACAUGCCGAUGAAAACCGAAUUGAAAAUAGAACAAGAAACCACCCACAAGCAUAUUGAAGAAGAUCGUAAACUACUCAUACAAGCAGCCAUCGUUCGUAUUAUGAAAAUGAGAAAAUCUUUGAAACACCAGCAGCUGGUCGCCGAAGUAUUGAAUCAAUUAUCAUUACGUUUCAAGCCUCGUGUGCACGUAAUUAAAAAAUGUAUCGAUAUUUUAAUCGAAAAAGAGUACUUAGAACGUAAAGAAGGCCAAAAAGAUACGUACAGUUAUUUAGCUUAGGUUCACUGUUCGUAAACUUUUAAAGAGCUCGCUUUUUCUAUGUAACUAAUCAAGCUGGUUUUUAAUUUCUUUCUUCGUGGUUUUCUCUUUUUCUUUACAACUACGUAAAUGUAUUUCGAUUUAUGUAUGUACUUCGUUUCAGCGUACUUUUUUCAUGUCACGAAAGUCACCGGCGUUUACGAGCCGCUAAUACCUUGAAAAGUCGUCUAGUCGGUAGAUGUUUUAACGAAUGUGAAUCUUAUGACGGUUGACAGAUAUCUGAGUGAAAUCAUUCGCGAUUUAAAUUUUUACUAAUUUUUUCAAUUCGACGUACAAUUUGGUCAAACCUUGCAAAGUACGAAUAUUAAUUAUUUCGAUAGUAUUGAAUUUCAUACGAAAUUAUUUCCACAAGGUUGUUUAUGUAAAUGUGUAACAAUGCGAGAUGGCGAAAUAAUGUUUAGGUGUGUGUGUGUGUGUGUUUUUUUUAAAUUAUCGAAUUAUUUGUUGUUAUUUAUUGUUUCUUGUUAUUGAUGUUGUUAUUUAAAUGAGGUCUUUUUUUUUUAAUUUUUCAAUUCCGCCAAUAUCGUGUAAAAAUUAAUGUACAGCAAGCUGCACAACGAUGUCGUCAACUAGUAUUUCGUGUUUUUUGUAUGAUGAUGUACGGUUUUCUUCCCCUUUCUCAAGUACAAUGUAUCUAAUUUUUGAAUCUAUUUAUUUGGCUAUGAUGCUACAAACAGAAAUCUUUGUUUCUAAUAUUGCUCGAUAUGUUUGGAAAUGGAGCAAGGUCGCUGUGUCGAGCCAGUUUCCGGACGUGCGCGUAUCGUUUUGAGAAUGAAAAAGAAAUUCGUGAUUCCGAUUCCCUAAUUAAUGUAGUUUGAAAAUUUACGACUGAAAUUGUGCGAACUAUGACGAUGAAAUUUGAAUGAGAGUAUUCUGCAGUCCAUUGAUUGGAAGGACCUCGAAAAUAAUUUCUUUCAAUUUUGUUUUGAUAAAUUGAAUAAAUUAAGUUCCUGUAUUUUGAUGAACACGUCUUCUAGAUAUUAUGAAUCGCUAGUGAUACUUAUAUGUUGAAAAUGUAUUUCAUCUUGGGAUUAUUUUCCUUUAAGAAUUGAAUGUGAAAUUUAUACCCAUCAUAUCAAAUUUCUUCUAUACGAGAAAAGAAACCUGUUUGAUUGAAUUGUUCAGUAUUAUUUUCCCUUACAAAUGUUCCAUAUAAUCGUGGAAUAAAUUUUCAUUAUUCGAAAGAUUCAUUUUUUGUUUUUUAAACCAUUAUUUUUUUUUUGCGUUGAAUUUAUAAUAAAACGUUGGUUACCUGAUUGAUUUUAUAUUCGGUUUAACUCAAGAUGAUCUAUUUUUUUUUACUAUUCAAAUCGAUUGUAAUUAUUAUUCAGACGAUAGAUUUUGUUUGAUGGAAAGGCACCUGUGCAUUAUGAUUUUUAAUUAUUAUGUUUAAGCUUAUUCGUUGUUGUUACCAUUCGAUUAAUUAUUAAUAUAAUUAGCGAGAAAAGAAAAUCAUUUUUAAUGGUAAAUCGAAGAAUUCCGAUUGAAAAGACGUCUACGCGGCGGUGUGACGAUUAUAUUUCGAAAUUUUCAUUCAAGUCUUUCUAAAAUUCAUACAAUAAUUUUUAUUUUAAAUGGAAUUUUGUAUAUUUGUAAAUAUAUAUGUACGGAUAAUGACAGAAAAUAUUUCUUCGUUAUCUUUUGCGGUAAACUUUAAAAAUUGUGCAUCUUCGUUUGUUUUUUUUUGGGGUCAUAUUAUAACUGUAUAUUGUUGCAUUCUUUUCAAGGCUUUCUUUAAAAUUUGUGUCACUUUUUGCGUAGCUUUUUUAUUUGUAAUACACGCCUGUAUGGGUUAUAAUGUUAGCCUACCUAUUUGAAACUAAACAAUACCUAAUUGUAACGAAGAUUUUCAUUUCUUUAUUGAAUUUUUCCUGAAGGUUAUGUCGUUGAAAUCAUAAUAAUUCAAUUUUUGUAUCCAAACAAGUGUAAGUAAUCAUAAAGAUGUAUUUUUAUAGUGAUAUGUAUAUGAAAUUGUCCAACGUCCGGUUGAUCCGGUAAUGUAAUUUGAUGAACGUUUAAAUUCAUCGUUCAUUUUCUGGACGUAGGUAUUUCUCUCUUGAAAAACUAUUCGCUAAUCGCUUGCAUUUUUAUGAGCAAGUUUGAUGAAUUGUGUAUGUACCUCUCUCUAUCUCUACCUAUUUUUAUUGAAUAAACAAACUGAAAGUUUACAAAUACAUUGUAAAUUUUUUUCUCUGUCAACGCAAAACGGAUAUAAACUUGAAUUUAUUCAUCUUCGAUGUGUUAAUUUGUAAAAAUUGUCCACUAUACAAUAGGUAUGUGUACUGUGUAUCGACUUGUUGUUUUUCAUCACUAGAAUUGCAUCAUUUUUUAAGCAUUAUUAUCUGUUAUUAUACCUUACAACUUGUAAUAUAUAACUUUUGAUAAUUAUGUAAAUUUUACGACGAUUUGUUUGAUCAGUAAAAUAAUAUUAAUAACGAAUUGUUA